AUGUAUGGAAAUCCUACUUGUCUGUUUCCCCGGCACCUAAUGGAUUUAAUGCCUAUAUUCUGGUGUCUCGUGUUUCUUUUCGUGGACGUAACUAAACAGGAUCGAAGUGAUGACAUGUGGGAAGCCCUAACGUUACGCUAUGGGCAAUGGGAGAAGCUCCCGAGAAUGUCGCAUGAAGCAGAGAGACAGGGCUACAUCCGCCAAAACGAUAUAUGUAAAACAAAUUCGGUCAGCAAAUAUCACGGUUUUCUAUACAAGCAGAAGGAUGACACAAAAAUACUUCCGAUUUAUGAUCUAGACGGCUGGAUAGCAGGCAUACAAACAAUGAUUCCGGGAAACAUGAAAGGAUUCAACACCAGAAACGACAGUAUACCUUUACCACCUAUAGAUGUGAUGCCUCCAAUUAUGAUCGGAGAUAUUAUAGACGGUAUCCAAAUGUAUACUGUGACAGCUUAUUUCAAACAUCCAAAGUUGAUCUGUAACCCAAUAGCACGGAUCGGCAUAACCCUAGGUAAAGGCCUUUACAUACAAAUGGGGUCAGACCCGGUGACCAUGUACCAACAGAUAGCAAUGCAUGCCAAGGACUUAUCCCCAAUCUGGAGACCAGGAAGCUGUAUUCCUAACAUGGGUCUCCACUAUUUCCGAAAUCUUUCUAAAGACUUGCCAUGUGAGAAAAUAUACCCAGUAUUCCUUAUGUAUGACAAUGAGGGGAAACUUGGCGCCUUCGGCUGGUCUUUCCAAGGAAAGCCAAUGGAUGUCUCAAGCAGCAAGAUCAGUUGGUUUCGCAUGACUCCACAAACAUAUGCUUUCGUAUUUGAUACCAGAGUGUUACCAACGUGCAUGUUUCACGAUGACUUUCGGAUUUUCGGGAUACAUAUAUGGUUACAGUCUCACACCUCAGAGAAAAUGAAAUGCCCAAUAGUGAUAGAGGAGCCCUCGACUGGGUCGCCAGGGAACAAACCGAGCACCAUCAACUACACCAAUGGCCCACAACCUCCCGUCAUUACACCCCAGCCAGAUGAUGACAUCAACGCAGCACAAUCUGUGUCAUCGCCAUCAUGGAUUCUCCUGUGUGUUGCUACAUUAACUGUGUUACAACUCAGAACUAAACUCAACCUUCUAUCAUAA
Molecule: messenger RNA, 1128 nt
Organism: Ylistrum balloti
Lineage: Eukaryota; Metazoa; Mollusca; Bivalvia; Pectinida; Pectinidae
Exons: 7
Coding region: 1-1128 (375 amino acids)
Source: RefSeq, a predicted model, not a curated record